Messenger RNA from Mucor mucedo, 1281 nucleotides. Its product is annotated as ADP,ATP carrier protein. The transcript is spliced from 6 exons. Gene Ontology annotation, cellular component: mitochondrial inner membrane. The coding region runs from base 1 to 1281 and encodes 426 amino acids. The record is from RefSeq and is a predicted model, not a curated record. Gene Ontology annotation, biological process: mitochondrial ADP transmembrane transport; mitochondrial ATP transmembrane transport; iron-sulfur cluster assembly. NCBI's taxonomy places the organism in Eukaryota, Fungi, Mucoromycota, Mucoromycetes, Mucorales, Mucoraceae. Gene Ontology annotation, molecular function: ATP:ADP antiporter activity; iron-sulfur cluster binding.
AUGUUUCGCAAAGCAUUCAGUAAAGCACUUUUGCUUCAAUUAAAUAAAUCCGCUUGUCAUGCAGUUCAGCCGAGACCAUUACGUACACCAGUGUUACGCUCAUUGCAGCAGUCAUCGACCGAAAAUGGCAUUGACAUAUCCGAGCGAGCAAUCAAGCAAUUAAAAUAUAUCCAAAAAAGAGACAAGGACGAGGAUCAAUUAUUAAGAGUAUUGGUGGAUUCUGGAGGAUGUCAUGGAUACCAAAAUAAAAUGGAAUUGACAAACACAGUGGACGAAGACGAUACAAUAUUCGAAAAGGAAGGCGUCAAGGUAGUGAUUGACGCUGUCUCGCUUCAAUUUCUUCGGGGAUCCAUGGUUGAUUACGUUCAGGAAUUAAUCGGAUCCACAUUUCAAGACUUUCUUAUGGGUGGUGUCUCCGCCGCGGUCUCCAAGACUGCUGCUGCUCCUAUCGAGCGUAUCAAGCUCUUGAUUCAGAACCAAGACGAGAUGAUUAAACAAGGUCGUCUUGCGUCUCCUUACAAGGGUAUUGGUGAUUGUUUUACACGUACGGUCAAGGACGAAGGUAUGGUUGCGAUGUGGCGAGGCAACACCGCCAACGUGAUUCGUUAUUUCCCCACACAAGCGUUGAACUUUGCCUUCAAGGAUAAAUUCAAGCGCAUGUUCAACCGAAACAAAAAAGACGGUUAUUGGGCUUGGUUUGCUGGUAAUUUAGCCUCUGGUGGUUUGGCCGGUGCGUCCUCACUUUUGUUUGUUUAUUCGUUGGAUUAUGCUCGUACUCGUCUUGCCAACGAUAACAAGUCGGCUAAAAAGGGAGGCGAACGUCAGUUCAAGGGCCUGGUAGAUGUUUACAAACAAACCUUAAAGACGGAUGGUAUUGCUGGUCUUUAUCGUGGCUUCAAUAUCUCAUGUAUCGGUAUCAUUGUCUAUCGUGGUCUUUACUUUGGUAUGUAUGAUUCCAUUAAGCCUGUUAUGCCCGAACAUCUCCAAUCCUCUUUCUUGGCCACUUUCUUGCUUGGUUGGGCUGUUACCACUGGUGCAGGUCUCGCUUCUUAUCCUAUUGAUACAAUUCGUCGUCGUAUGAUGAUGACUUCUGGUGCUGCUGUAAAGUACGAUUCCUCUCUUCAUGCAUUCCGUGAAAUCGUAGCUAAAGAAGGUACCAAAUCUCUCUUCAAGGGUGCGGGUGCAAAUAUUCUUCGUGCUAUUGCUGGUGCUGGUGUCUUGUCAGGUUAUGAUCAACUUCAAUUAAUCAUGUUUGGUAAGAAAUUUUCUGGUGGAGGAUAA